Messenger RNA from Sorex araneus (European shrew), 1781 nucleotides. It is a transcript of the gene PTPA, whose product is annotated as protein phosphatase 2 phosphatase activator. The record is from RefSeq and is a predicted model, not a curated record. Gene Ontology annotation, molecular function: peptidyl-prolyl cis-trans isomerase activity; protein tyrosine phosphatase activator activity. Gene Ontology annotation, biological process: mitotic spindle organization. The transcript is spliced from 10 exons. Gene Ontology annotation, cellular component: protein phosphatase type 2A complex; cytoplasm; nucleus. Bases 225 to 1193 code for a protein of 322 amino acids. NCBI's taxonomy places the organism in Eukaryota, Metazoa, Chordata, Mammalia, Eulipotyphla, Soricidae.
GGCGCCCCGCACCAACAUGGCCGCCGCCUCCCGGUGAGCGCGGCCGCCGCGCGCCGGCCGUUGCUGGGCAUGCUCGCUGGGCGCCCCGCACCGACAUGGCGGCCGUCUGCGCGGGGGUGACUCUGGCUCUCGGCGCUCGGUCCUAGCCGCCCGGCGCCUUCUCCUUCCUCAGCUCGCAGCGCGCGGGAGCGGGUGCCCGGGAGCCGCGGGCGUCCGGCAGGAACAUGGCCGAGGGCGAGCGGCAGGCGCCGCCAGAUGCCUCCGAGGAUGCGCCCAGCACCCAGAGCUUCAUCAUUCCCAAGAAAGAGAUCCACACGGUCCCCGACAUGGGCAAGUGGAAGCGCUCGCAGGCCUAUGCCGACUACAUCGGCUUCAUCCUCACCCUCAACGAAGGCGUGAAAGGCAAGAAGCUGACCUUCGAGUACAAGGUGUCUGAGGCCAUCGAGAAGCUGGUUGUGCUCCUGAACACGCUGGACAGGUGGAUCGACGAGACGCCGCCCGUGGACCAGCCCUCGCGCUUCGGGAACAAGGCCUUCCGGACCUGGUACGCCAAGCUCGACCAGGAAGCAGAAAACUUGGUGGCCGCGGUGGUCCCCGCCCAGCUAGCAGCGGCAGUGCCUGAGGUGGCCGUUUACCUCAAGGAGUCGGUGGGGAACUCCACGCGCAUCGACUACGGCACAGGACACGAAGCGGCCUUUGCGGCCUUUCUCUGCUGCCUCUGCAAGAUCGGGGUGCUGCGGGUGGACGACCAGGUCGCCAUCGUCUUCAAAGUUUUCAACCGGUACCUGGAGGUGAUGCGGAAGCUGCAGAAGACCUACCGCAUGGAGCCGGCCGGCAGCCAGGGCGUGUGGGGGCUGGACGACUUCCAGUUCCUGCCCUUCAUCUGGGGCAGCUCCCAGCUGAUAGACCACCCGCACCUGGAGCCCAGGCACUUCGUGGACGAGAAGGCAGUGAGCGAGAACCACGAGGAUUACAUGUUCCUGGAGUGCGUCCUCUUCAUCACCGAGAUGAAGACGGGCCCUUUCGCGGAACACUCCAACCAGCUGUGGAACAUCAGCGCCGUCCCCACCUGGUCCAAGGUGAACCAGGGCCUCGUCCGCAUGUACAAGGCUGAGUGCCUGGAGAAGUUCCCGGUGAUCCAGCACUUCAAAUUCGGGAGCCUGCUGCCCAUCCACCCGGUCACCUCGUGCUAGCACCCGCCCGCGCCCCUCGGGGCCGCCGCCCAGCCCUGCUUGCCGUGGCCCGAGCUCGGGCGAGCCUGUGUGCCCACAGGGAGUGACUUCCUGCGCCCUGCCCCUGGGGGUCCUGCGGAGACCCGCCCGGCCCCCGCCCCGCCCUUGGUGUUGCUGUCUCCCCUCUGGGUGGGUGCUGGCUGCGGGGGCCCUCACCCCCCCCCCCCAGGCAGGGGCACUCAGGGACGUGGGUGGGGGCAGGGUCUGCUCCCCCUGCAGUGCUCCAUCCUGCUUCUGCCCCCUCCCCCAGGACAACUCUGAGCCCCCUGCCCCACUCCCCACUUGCACCCCGGUAAGCCGGGGACGGUCCAAGCCCCAGCUCCGGACUAGAGGCAGGGCGGCGGGCGGCGGGGGCUCGGGCGCCUGUCCCCACAGCCCUGCUUGUCCCUGGGCCCACGCCCUCGGGGGAGAGGCUCAGAAGCACAGUCCGGGGCCUGGGGCCGGGCGAGGCUGUGCCAGGUGCAGGCACAGCGCCCGGAGAGGCCCACCGCCUGCCCCCGACCACCGCCGGCCCCGCUCGCUGUUGGGAUUAAAGCCUCUUGCACCUGC